AUGAUGGAGAGUCCGAGGACUAGCACACCAAGCACGCUGGCUACUAGUGUAGACCAUCCGUCAAGUCGGUAUCCGGGCAUACCGGAUCAUAUAGAGGUCGUGUCCAAAGUUAAUAAUUGCGCACAACAACUGACGACGGCCAUUAAUCAGCUCCUUGAGACCUCGAAAUGGGACAUCGAGCGUGCGAAACAAGAGAUAAGGUUGAUAGAGGAGCGACUCCAGGAUUUAGAGUCGGAAAAAGCGGAAGUGCUUCAGUGCCUACACGAAACCGAAGUCGGGUACGAGGUGUUAGAAGACGCUAUCAUGGAGAAGGAUGAAGAAAUCCAGCAGAAUCUGAAGGCGCUGCAAUCAGCAGCAGAAGAAAACACCAAGCUCGAGCAUGGAAGGGCAUUGGCAAUUUCUGUAAUGAACGAGACACAGCAUACUGCGGCUAUUUCAGAAGCACUGGCCAAUGAAAAAGCUAAGAAGGCACUUCAGGCAGAGGAGGCGGCUUUGCAAAAACUUGCCGUGGCCAACCAGUCCGAAGCUGCCUCGCAUCAUCGAGCGCAGCAACUCCAGGAAGAAAGGAACUCAGCAGUCAACGCUAGAGACAAUGCAGAGUGUCGGGCUGGGGAGGAAGAGAAGGCUAGAAAGGAGGCUGAGGGACGAGCUGAGGAGUUGGAAAGAAACCUGGCAUACAUGAUUUCAUCGAUAACCCGAGCAGAAACUCGAGCAGAAAAAGCAGAGGCAGACAUGGCAGCAGCAGUGGAGAGGGAGAAGGAGACUAGAAGGAAGCUUGAGGCAGCAAACUCCAUCGAUCAAGGCGAGGCGGCGAUCCGUUACUUCGUAGUGGAGGCAAGGCGUCAUGACGAGCGACUAACAGGCUUGGCACAGGAUAUUAACCGCGUGGUGAAAGAUUGGGGAACGAAUAAGAUGCUCUUACGUCCACUACCGACUCGAUUACGGUCACCAGGGUGGAGAAGGGGCGUGGCAUUUCUGGAAUCUUCGCUUCGCGUCAGGUGUUUCCGUCAUGGUGGAGAGGUAGCGAUCACUGCGUUUUACGUUGUUUCCCUCACGCGCUGGUGUUGA
This is a messenger RNA of Clonostachys solani, 1068 nucleotides long. NCBI's taxonomy places the organism in Eukaryota, Fungi, Ascomycota, Sordariomycetes, Hypocreales, Bionectriaceae. The record is from the annotation of a GenBank genome assembly.